Rotaria socialis is the source of this 1857-nucleotide messenger RNA. The record is from the annotation of a GenBank genome assembly. Lineage: Eukaryota; Metazoa; Rotifera; Eurotatoria; Philodinida; Philodinidae.
AUGUCGAAUUCAAAUGAAAACCAAUCAGGAGAACACGAAGGAAAUUCUAAUGAGCAACAAGAAAAUAAUAAUACACCAGUAGAUGCUGGGCAAAAUAAUAGCCCUACACCUGCAGUUCAGCCGCGUCAAUCACGAUGGGAUUUUAUUAAAUCCUUUGGAUUUCGUAUCGUAAUGUUUUACUUUGUCACACAAUUUUUUCGUGGAUCACCAAAAAAUAAUACAGCCGGAAAUGUUACUUCGCCAGGAAGCUCUAUUCCUGGUUAUACACCCGGAAAUCUUUUUGCAAAAGGAGAUUUAUUGGAUAUGUAUUUGUUUAUCAAUGAAGAAGAAAUCUAUGCGUACGAAGCGUUAAAACGACCUAUCUGGGAGAUCGAUGGUCUAAAAUAUGGAGAUUGGUCAUCAGAAGGAACUUAUACAAAAUUUAUUGAAUUUCCUAUUUCAAAAAAUGUGCAAAACAAUGGAUCACUUUAUUUGCAUGUUGUUGUAACUAAACAUGGCAAUUCUAUUGAUCCUGAUGAACGUGAAUCUCAUUCACCACAAUUUGUAUUUUCGAAAAGCAAACGUUUAAAUCGAUAUAAGAAAAAAGUUUAUAAAAAAACAAAAAAUCUUCUAACAGGCAAUACAGAACAAGAUGAAGAAUAUCAAAAGAAAGCUGAGGAUAAACUUGUUGAACUUUUAUCUCAUUGGCAUUCAAAUAUGACCAUCAAUUUACUUGAUGAUCAAUCACCAUGGGCAAAAGGCAGUGUACCACCGCCCAUGGAUAAAUUUUUUGAUUUUGAAAUUUAUACGGGUAAAUAUUAUCCAGUACUUUAUUUGAAUGAUUAUUGGAAUCUUCUUUCUGACUAUUACCCAAUUAAUGAUACAAUGAGUCAUCUUAAUUUAACAGUUACUGUUGCUCCAAUACAAUUGUGGAAAUGGCAAAUGUAUGUUUCACAAAAUGUACGUCAAUCAUGGUAUGGAAAUAUACUUGGCGACGAAGAAAAUGAUGACGAUCAAGAUGCUAUGAAACGUGCACUUGUUGAAACUAAUCCAUAUUUACUUGUGAUCACUAUUGUUGUAUCAAUCGUACAUACCAUUUUUGAAAUUUUGGCCUUUAAAAAUGAUAUUCAAUUUUGGCGAACACGAAAAUCUCUUGAAGGCUUAUCUGUGCGAAGCGUUUUUUUCAAUAUAUUCCAAAGUUUUAUUGUCUUAUUAUAUGUGUUUGAUAACGAAGCAAACACAAUGGUUCGUAUUAGUGUGUCAGUCGGUAUAAUUAUUGAAUUAUGGAAAGUACCAAAAGUCCUCAAUUUUGAACGUGCACCGAAUGAAACAUGGCUAGGUUUCAUUCCAAAAUAUAAAUAUGUUUACAAACAAUCCUAUACAGAUACAUCAACAUCAGAUCAUGAUCGAAUGGCUUUUAAAUAUCUUUCAUGGAUGUUAUUUCCAUUAGUUAUUGGUUAUGCAUGUUAUUUGUUAAUGUACCAUGAACAAAAAAGUUGGUAUUCGUUUUGUUUAAGUACAAUUUACGGCUUUUUAUUAACAUUCGGCUUUAUCAUGAUGACACCACAAUUGUUUAUUAAUUAUAAACUUAAAUCAGUGUCACAUUUACCAUGGCGUAUGAUGACAUACAAAGCAUUAAAUACAUUCAUUGAUGAUUUGUUUGCCUUUGUUAUUAAAAUGCCUACAAUGUAUCGAAUUGGGUGUUUCCGUGAUGACAUCAUAUUUUUUAUUUAUCUUUAUCAACGUUAUAUCUAUCCAGUUGAUCGUAAACGUCUUAAUGAGUUUGGUACAUCAGGUGAACCAGAUUCUGCUCUUGUAGCAACUGGAGAACAAUCACAGACAGAUACAUCUACAGAACAACACGCAAAAACGGAUUAG